AUGGCUGUCGUCACUUCCUUCGUAAAAUGGCUCGAGCUCAAGAAGUACCAGCUCGAAGUCACGUUCAGCGUUUACAUCUAUACGCCAAUUGAAAAGUUCAUCUUCUGGUCCUUUGUUUUCCUCCUCGCCGGUCUUACCGUUAUCACCAUGGUCCUCUACCUUCCCCACCACAUCAUCUUCCUAAUUAACCGCGCGUGCUUUUAUGCCCGCGGCGACUCUGUUGAUGUUCUCGAGAUGACCAAGGAGGCCUUGGCUCAAGGCGCGCUCAACCCAGGGGUGGCGGAUACGGCGACCACGACGAUCGCAUCGGCGGUAGAAGCAGCAACGGAAAUGGUCCGAGAUCUAUAA
Parascedosporium putredinis is the source of this 348-nucleotide messenger RNA. The record is from the annotation of a GenBank genome assembly. NCBI's taxonomy places the organism in Eukaryota, Fungi, Ascomycota, Sordariomycetes, Microascales, Microascaceae.